UUUCUCUUAAAAUUGGUCAUAAACACGGAGUGUAGUGGAAUAUUUUGUGCAUAAUGAAUAAAGCUAUAUUUGGCAUUUUAACAAUUUCACUUUUUUGUCUAACUUGGGCGGAAUCAUCUAAAACAUCCAGAACCCGCCGGCAGUUUAACAUCGCAGAUAAUGCUGAAAUAUUAAAGGUCACCUUUGAGAGUGCAGUAUCUGUUGAUAUGGGAAAUGAAAUCACACCAUAUCAAGCCAAAAACAUAUCUAAGGUAGAUUGGGACGCAGAUGAGAAUGCCUACUACACAAUAAUUUGUACAGAUCCUGAUGCACCUUCACCGGGUGAUCCUUUCCUUGGUGAACUUAUUACUUGGUUGGUUGUUAAUAUUCCUGGCAAAUCGAUAGCUUCAGGAAAGAUUCUCGCUGAAUAUUUUGCUGCUGCGCCUCCAAAAGGAGCUAAACUAAAUCGGAUUGUUUAUCUUCUGUACAAACAACCAAGCGAACUGGAAUUUGAUGAAAAACCAAUUGAUAAAUUUACUUUCGAAGGACGUUCAAACUUCUCAUCCGAAGAAUUCUCGUCUAAAUAUGGACUUGGCGAUCCAAUUGCUUUCAACUAUUAUCUGACUGAAUUCGAUGAAUUUGUAAGAGAAGUGUAUAAACAGCUGAACUGUUGUAUUGAGUUUAACUCACCAAAAUAUCAUUAUACAUAAAAUAGUGAAGAAUGAUUUUUUUUAUUAAUAAAAAGUGCAUUGAGCGCAGUGUUUAUUCUAUUA
Messenger RNA from Eupeodes corollae, 752 nucleotides. Its product is annotated as protein D3-like. The record is from RefSeq and is a predicted model, not a curated record. Bases 54 to 689 code for a protein of 211 amino acids. The transcript has 2 exons. NCBI's taxonomy places the organism in Eukaryota, Metazoa, Arthropoda, Insecta, Diptera, Syrphidae.